Nicotiana tabacum (common tobacco) is the source of this 687-nucleotide messenger RNA. Lineage: Eukaryota; Viridiplantae; Streptophyta; Magnoliopsida; Solanales; Solanaceae. The record is from RefSeq and is a predicted model, not a curated record.
GUCGCUCUUUCUCGAAGUAAAAAGGAAAAAGUUCCCGAUAAAGAAAGGUAAGCAGUAAGCAGCUUCAGAACAAGUUCAUCGUGGGCGAAUUCUCAAUCGGCGCCUUCUUCUCGAACCCUACCUUUCUCUUUGAAUUUUGAUCUUCUCUCAUUUACAUCAUCAGUUCUAAGAGAUCAAAAGCUGCGAUGUUGGGCGUUUUAAGGCGCAAAGUCGUUUCUAGCGCCUCUUCUACUUCGUGUGUAAGGAAAUCUCUGCAUACGGUUCGACCUGCAGUAACUACAUCUAGAAUUCCAUCUGCGGCAGCAGUAGAGACAUCACCUCUUACUAGACAAUGUGGUCAUGCGCGGAAUUUCAGUCAGCUUAUGCUACCUGGGUGCUCAUCGAAUUUGAGGCCAGAAAGGGGAGCUGUUAUCAAUCUUUGGUCAAGUCCAACGCUACCGAAUUGGAGCAGGCCAUUCUGUGCAAAUAGUGGUGACCAGGUUGAUGCUGUUGUUCCUUUUAUGGGUGAAUCCAUAAGUGAUGGGACACUGGCCAAGUUCCUGAAGAAUCCUGGUGAUAGAGUAGAAGUUGAUGAGCCAAUUGCUCAGAUUGAAACAGAUAAGGUAACCAUCGAUGUCACCAGUCCUGAAGCUGGUGUAAUCCAAAAGGUAGAACAUCCUUAGCAUUGGAACUCUGCCUCCCCCCCCC